Molecule: messenger RNA, 2028 nt
Organism: Aspergillus clavatus NRRL 1
Lineage: Eukaryota; Fungi; Ascomycota; Eurotiomycetes; Eurotiales; Aspergillaceae
Product: putative nucleoporin Nsp1
Exons: 3
Coding region: 1-2028 (675 amino acids)
Biological process (GO): RNA export from nucleus; protein import into nucleus
Cellular component (GO): nuclear pore; nuclear pore central transport channel
Molecular function (GO): structural constituent of nuclear pore; phospholipid binding
Source: RefSeq, a predicted model, not a curated record
AUGUCGAAAGGAUUCUCGUUUGGUGCGCCAGCCUCGAACGGUGCGUCUGGGGGAGGACUCUUUGGGUCGGCUGGCAAUGCUUUCGGUUCCAAUCAGAACAACCCCAGCACUGGUUCUGGAGGCGGUCUCUUCGGCAAUGUAGGAGCUUCUACCAGCGGCACCUCUUCGCCUUCUAUCUUCGGAGCUAGCCCUGCGACAGGCUCGGGCAAUACAUUGUUCGGUGGUGCAGCCGGUGGUGCUAGCAGCGGUGCGGCCAGCGGUGGUACACCUGCGUUCAGUUUCGCAAACCAGAGCAAGCCCGGAAGCACACCCCAGUCGCCGGCGUUGUUCGGCGGCGGAUCACAGACACCCAACAAGCCCGGUGAAACUCCUGCUGCCGGGCAAACAAGCAGCGGCAACCUCUUCGGAAAUGCCGCCAAACCCACCGGUAACCUAUUUGGGGGCGCCGCAGCGACUCCUGCGCCACCAGGUAAUUCGCUCUUUAACACUAACUCCACUACACCUGCUGGUCCUCCGCCGCAGGGAACCGCUGCUGGCCAGGGCCAGUCGCUCUUCGGACAGACAGCUCAGAAACCGGGUGGCAUCUUCGGCGGAUUGAACACAGCUACAACAUCCUCGUCGAUCGCGUCGCCCACCACCACCACCACCACAGGAUCUCCUGCUACCACUACCCCGACGCUCUUUGGGGGGAAUACACAGCCUCAAUCCACUGGCGGUGGUAUGUUCGGAGGCAAUGCCCAACAGAAACCUGCAUUCGGAGCAACCCCUUCGGCACCAAGCGGUGGACUCUUCGGAGCCGCGAAGGACAAGCCUGCGGAAUCAACAACUCCGACAACCACAACAGAGGGCGCUGCAAAACCACUAUUCGGGGCUGCCCCGGCAGCUGGACAAGCCCAGGGAUCUUCCCUUUUCAAGAUGCCAUCAGCCGGCACUGAUACUGCUUCAAAACCUGCCUUCCCAUCACUUGGUAUGACCACCACAGCUUCGACGACUCAACCUGCUACAACCUCGACCACCUCUGCCACUCCGCAGAAACCAGCGUUUCCUACUCUCGGAGGCACUACCUCCGCAACCCCAUCGGGCACCCCAGCGGCUGCUCCUACUGGAGGUGGCCUGUUUGGAGGGCUCAAUGCGUCGAAGCCUGCGGAAACAGCGCCAUCCACACAAGCCCCUAGCACUUCGACUGGUGCCGCUGCAACUAUUAGCGGUGCCAAACCGUCGCUCACAGCUACUUCGGCACCAGCUACUUCGGCGACAACCACCACAGCGACCACCGGAAUGGCCGCCCCGACAACUACCGCAGCGGGAGGCACUGCUCUUGGCGCUUCGACUGCUGGGCCCACUCCACCGGCGCAGUCUCGCCUGAAGAACAAGACUAUGGACGAGAUCAUCACCCGGUGGGCCACCGAUCUGACCAAAUACCAGAAGGAAUUCCGCGAGCAGGCCGAGCAGGUCGCCGAGUGGGAUCGGAUGCUCGUAGAGAAUAUCACCAAGGUCCAGAAACUUUACGGAAGCACCGUCGAUGCAGACCGGGCGACACAGGAGAUUGAGCGCCAGCUUGCGUCUGUCGAAGGCCAGCAGGAGGAGCUCAGCUCAUGGCUGGACCGAUAUGAACGUGAAGUGGACGAGAUGAUGUCGAAGCAGGUUGGACCUGGCGAGGCUCUACAAGGACCGGAUCAGGAGCGUGAGAGAACCUACAAACUGGCCGAGAAACUGUCAGAUCAGUUGGACGACAUGGGCAAGGACUUGACCAGUAUGAUCGAGGAAGUCAACAGUGCUUCGGCUACUCUGAGCAAGACCAACAAGGCCGAUGAACCGAUUUCCCAAAUCGUGCGCAUUCUCAACUCGCAUCUCUCCCAGUUGCAGCUCAUUGACCAGGGCACAUCCGAGCUUCAAUCCAAGGUCAGUGCUGCCCAGAAGUCCGGCCACGCGCUGUCGUCUCGGUUCGGGCACGGCUUCGGCAGCUCUGGGAUGGGAGGUGGAAGUGCGGCGGAUGAUUUCUACCGCUCGUACAUGGGCCGGCGGUAA